CUGCGGGCCCCCUCCCCUUGCUGUGGUCCACACCCCCCUUGAGCUAUAAGAAGAGCGGGCGCUGGAAUUGCUCUGCAUUGCAUGACAGCACCCUCCAUAGAACUCGGCUCUGGGCAAGCCGGAGUCAGUCGUCUGCGUGCUGCUUCACGCCGUGCAGCGACUGCUGGGAGGAGAGGGAGCCAGAGGAAAACCCUACCCUGCUUCUGUAGCUCCUCUUUAUUAUCUGCCUGCUAAAAAUUAAGAGCAAAGGCAGGAGCCAGGGGAGGUAAUAGCGUGGGGCCCAGGAGUCCCCUUGGCAUGAAUUAGAAGGGAAUCACACGGAAACAUUUUUCCUAGGAAGAAAAGGGGGGAAACCUACUCCUAGGAAGAAAGAAAGAGGUUUGGAAAAGCAGCUUUGCCCCCUUUGUUGAAUGAGAAGGACAGAGCAGGACCAGCAGCAUGAGCACUAGCACAGUUCCCUAUCAACAAAACCCGUACAGCUCCGGGGGCAGCUCCACCCUCAUCCGGUGCUACCGCUGCGGAGACGCAUGUAAGGGAGAGGUGGUGCGUGUCCAGAGCAAUCACUUCCACAUCAGGUGCUUCACCUGCCAAGUAUGCGGCUGUGACCUGGCCCAGUCAGGCUUCUUCUUUAAGAACGGGGAGUACAUCUGCACCAAUGACUACCAGCAGCUGUAUGGGACCCGCUGCGACAGCUGCCGGGACUUCAUCACGGGAGAGGUCAUCUCUGCCCUGGGCAGGACAUACCACCCCAAGUGCUUUGUCUGCAGCAUGUGCAGGAAGCCAUUCCCCAUUGGAGACAAAGUGACAUUCAGUGGGAAAGACUGCGUCUGCCAAGCCUGUUCCCAUUCCCUGGUCAGCACCAAGCCUAUCAAGAUUCAUGGGCCGAGCCACUGUGCAGGCUGCAAGGAGGAGAUCAAGCACGGCCAGUCACUCCUGGCCCUGGAGAAACAGUGGCACGUCAGCUGCUUCAAGUGCCAAACCUGCGGGAUCAUCCUGACUGGCGAGUACAUCAGCAAGGAUGGCGUUCCAUACUGCGAAUCUGACUACCAUGCCCAGUUCGGCAUUAAGUGUGAGACCUGCAACCGGUACAUCAGUGGCAGGGUCCUGGAGGCAGGAGGGAAGCACUACCACCCAACCUGUGCCAGAUGCGUCCGCUGCCACCAGAUGUUCACGGAAGGGGAGGAGAUGUACCUCACAGGUUCUGAAGUGUGGCACCCGAUCUGCAAACAGGCAGCAAGAGCAGAGAAGAAAUUGAAGCACAGAAGAACAUCAGAAACCUCCAUCUCGCCCCCUGGUUCCAGUAUUGGUUCCCCUAACCGAGUCAUCUGUGCUAAAGUGGAUAAUGAGAUCCUUAAUUACAAAGACCUGGCAGCUCUUCCCAAGAUUAAAGCCAUCUACGAGGUGCAGCGUCCCGACCUCAUUUCCUAUGAGCCCUAUCACAGAUACAUGUCAGAUGAGACGCUGGAGAGAUAUAGCUAUGGGGAGUCCCUUGGAACGCUGUCUCCAUAUUCUCAGGAUAUCUAUGAAAGUAUUGACAUACGGCAGAGACGGGCUUCCAGCCCGGGCUACAUCGACUCCCCCACCUACAGCCGCCAGGGCAUGUCUCCCACCAUCCCACGCUCCCCACAUCAUUACUACCGCUCAGGCACAGAGAGUGGGCGCAGCUCCCCCUACUAUAGCCAGUUAGAUGUGAGGUCUUCUACUCCAACCUCAUACCAAGCGCCCAAGCAUUUCCACAUUCCAGCUGCCGCAGAGAGUAACAUCUACCGGAAACCCCCCAUCUAUAAACGACACGACCAUCCACCUGCAGCAACGAAAAGCAAAACCAGCGAUGACAUUGCACAGUCCUCCAAAUACAGCCCAGCCUAUUCCCCAGACCCGUACUACCACUCGGAGUCCGAGUACUGGCCUUUCCAAGGUUCACCCAAAGCACCACGAGCCCGCAGAUUCUCAUCAGGAGGAGAAGAGGAUGGGUUUGACCGGGGGAUGCACAGGAUCCAGAGCGGCAUCGGCAGGGUGAUCCUGAAGGAAGAGAUGAAGGCGCGAUCCAAUUCCUACGCCGACCCCUGGACGCCACCCCGCAGCUCAGCUGGCAGCAGAGAGGCCCUGCACACAGCCGGAUAUGAGAGCUCGCUGAAUGGCUCUCCCCGGACACAUUACCUGGCUGACAGUGAUCCUCUCAUUUCAAAAUCUGCAUCCCUCCCUGCCUACAGAAGGAACGGGCUGCACAGGCCCCCCAGUGCUGAACUCUUCCACUACGACAGCACAAAUGCCGUCAACUGGGGGAUGCGAGAAUACAAGAUAUACCCCUAUGAGCUGCUUAUGGUGACCACCCGGGGGAGGACCCAGCUGCCCAAGGAUGUGGACAGGACUCGGUUAGAGCGCCACCUGUCACAGGAUGAGUUCUAUCAGAUCUUCGGCAUGACCAUUGCGGAGUUCGACCGCCUGGCCCUGUGGAAGAGGAACGAGCUGAAGAAGCAGGCGCGGUUGUUUUGAAUGCAACGCACUAUAAAUUUAUACAUAGCUAUAAAUAUAUAUGUAUAGAAAGAUCUCUAUAUUGAAGCUCUGUAUAACUCUCUCUCUCUCUUGUACAAUAGGAGACGCGGCCACUCUCUUUGCAACCCUGUAGAGUGAAUUGAAGUGUCUCAGAUAUUUUUAUGCCCUUUGUUUGCUUUAUGUUCUUUUUUUAUUCUAAUGCGAUUGGGGGUGGGGUGGGAGGUGCAAUUUGCGUAUUGAACCUUCUGGCCUUUUGGGCCAUUCAGACCCCCACCAUCCCCUGCCACAGGGCCAGUGUCCGUAAAGCCCAGCCCAGUGGAGGAGGGAGUGUUUGCAGCUCAUGCUCAGUGAAAGGUUGGCUCCUUUUCCCUCUUCUGCCCCUUCAGACCCUUGGCUGCUGCUAUGUCCUGGGCUCUGGGCUCAAUAUCACCUUCUCACUUUGCACAGGCAGACCAAGCACCUUCAGCCGGCAGAGCAAGAGGUCCCUUCCCUCCCACAAGGGUUCCUGCAACUCCCAGCAGGGAGGGCCCUGCCAUCUGAUUCAGCCAUUGAUAGUAGAAGGGUUCCUGGUAAACUGCCUCUCUUCUCAGGGUUUGGGCUGGGGCAGCAGUUUCCCUCCCCUUUUGUCAGCCCCACCUACCAGAUUUGUACUAAUUUAGGAAAGUGAAUGGAGUGGAGUGUAUCACCCCAUCCCUUGCUAACAUAAGACUCCCUCCCUACAGGCCCAAUCUGUCAUGGCAUCUGGUGGAAGUGACAUGGCCAGGGACCAAAUUUGGCAAUGCCACAAUUUUGUUCUCUCCCUCCCCGGCUUUCCCAUCCCAGCUGCCAGGGGAGAAUACACCUAGGCACUGCCAGUGCAAAUCACAGGGGAUCAUUACAAGAUGUGUCAGAUCUGUGUCAUCUGCAACACUCCCAGGCCCAUGAAUCACAGGAGUCAUUCUGUCAGGAGUGUGCUAUGAAAAAGGUGUCUCAACCUUCGUAUUUCCAAAUCACAGUAUCCCAACAGCUCCAGGCUUCUUCCCACCCACGCCUGCCAAUGUCAAUAAAACUGUUUUCCCUCCUGCAAGUAACAAAACGAUGGUUUGUCCUCAUCAGAGCCCCCUUUUAUGUCCAAUGCCACUGUUAGCAAUUUGACACCAGAGUUACAGACCCAGGCCCUUUACAAAGUGUAAUGCAUUUAUUAAAGCCCAAGAUGUGGGGUGGAUAUGUCCCUAAUGGCAUCUUUGUGACUGUAAGGCUUCAACGUGAGCCUCAACUAAAAUCCUGACCCAAGCAGGCCUGGACUUUGGAGGAGUUGGGAUGUGGCUCUAACGCUGCACUCUGUAACAUAGGCCCUAUCUUUCUGGUUAGGAGUAGAAGGGGCUGGUUUGGAGUCAGUCCGGAACCUCCUCAUGAAGUGUUAAGCAGGUGUGGAAGUAGCCGGUCGGGAGAGCUGUGGGGAAAAGGGGAAGGAGGCAUGUUAGACUGUUGUUACAAACUGAAUCAGCUACACAUCCCCUUAUUAAUGUGUUCGCUGAGGUUUUUCUGAUUCUCGUUCAUCAGUAACAUCCAGCAUCCCAGCUCAAAUUGCCAGAGCAGCCUCUGGGAGGGGCGUAAUAAAGACGUUUGCAAAGACUCUCUAGAACUAUGGGGGGGAGGGGAACUGUAGAGUUUUAUUGCUUGUUUGGUUUUUUACUAAUAUGCUGUUUCAACCCAAACACAGUUGCCUGUUGUGGUAUGUUUCUCUGAUUUCCUGUUUGCUUUCUUGAUGUAAUGCUCAGGCAGGCCCCAGGAGUGCCUGUCCUGUGCUCCCCAGUCCACGCCUAGCAAAGCAUG
Molecule: messenger RNA, 4311 nt
Organism: Pelodiscus sinensis (Chinese soft-shelled turtle)
Lineage: Eukaryota; Metazoa; Chordata; Testudines; Trionychidae
Source: RefSeq, a predicted model, not a curated record